AUGUUAACAGCAGCCAACCGCCAGCGAGCCGCGGAAUUAGGCCUCCAUGACCAAACAAAUCUCCUGGGGAAGAAACAACUGGUCAUCGUGUUCUCUUCGUUGGCAUCGGCACUCUUCAUCUGCUACGCUGAUCAAAAUGGCAUUGGUACCAUUCUUCCGACAGUCGGACGAGAUUUCACGGCCACAGACACAAUCUCAUGGGCAGGCACAUCCUCUCUCAUCUCCAAUACGGUCACGCAAGUCAUGUAUGCCAGAAUUUCAGACAUUUAUGGACGCAAGCCAGUGUUCUUGUGUUCUGUAGGCAUGCUAGUAUUGGCAGAUAUUCUUUGUGGCGUGGCGCCGGACGCGCCGAGCUUCUACUUCUUCCGCGCACUUGGUGGCAUUGCAGGCGCUGGUAUCAAUUCUUUGACCAUGAUGAUCAUCUCUGACAUCGUUACGCUGGAAGAGCGAGGAAAAUGGCAAGGUUUCUUGGGCGCCGGCAUAGGAGGUGGCAAUGCAGUAGGUCCACUUCUCUCUGCUGCAUUCGCUCUCCACCAGACAUGGCGGGCGUUCUUCUGGUUCCUUGCCCCUUGUGGUGCCAUUGCAGGUGUGAUUGGAUGGCUCUACCUCCCUUCAACGAUGCCGAAGGGCAAUGCAAGACAACAAUUCCAGCUGAUUGACUGGGGAGGGAUCAUGACCGCUACAGUUGCUAUUGUGCUGAUCCUCAUCCCGCUUUCUGGCGGUGGAUCGUACUUCGAAUGGUCCUCACCGCUGGUCAUUUCCAUGCUUUCCGUCGGUGGUCUGUCUUUGCUGGCCUUCCUUUUCGUUGAGUGGAAAGUUGCGCGCCUGCCGAUGAUGCCACUGGGCAUGUAUACCAAUCCACCUGUCGCGGCGAUCCUGGCUCAGAACUUCUUUUUCGGAAUGGUGUACUACUCGAAUCUCUAUUACAUUCCACUAUAUAUCCAGAACGUUCGAGGAUGGGACGCAACUAUCUCUGCCGCUUUCCUCAUUGUGAUCAACGUCCCACAAUCGAUAGUCAGUACCCUUUCUGGCAUCUUCAUCUCACGGUACAAGCGCUACGGGGUCGUGAUCUGGACGGGGUUUACCAUUUGGGCAGUUGGGGCAGGACUGAUUUGCAGUUUUACGCGGACGACACAUGCUGCUGCUGUCGCUGUCAUGCUGUCGAUCUCCGGCAUCGGAGCUGGCUGCGUCUUUCAACCCGUGCUGAUAGCCUUGCAAGCGCACUGUUCAAAAGCACAACGAGCGGCUGUUGUAUCUAACCGAAAUUUCCUUCGGAGUUCCGGAGGCGCAGUCGGACUCUCUAUCUCGGCACAGGUCUUACAAAGCUCACUUCGAAACCACCUCUCACCCCAGCUCGCGAGCGUUGCGCACAACACCUACGCCCUCCCAACUUUGAGUCCUGCUGAUGAGGACUAUAUGAGGACGGCCUACAUGGCGGCCAUCAGGACGGUUUUCAUCGUUUUGGCCCCUAUGAUUGGCCUUUGUCUGGGUCUUUGUCUAUUCAUCAAAGACCGUGGGCUGCAGCGACCGGAAGAGCGUGAGCAGGCGAGGAUUGUGGAAGCUGCAGCGGCUGCUGAAAAGGUGCAGGAGACGCACAAGCCGCAGCAGCAAGAGCAACAGCAAUCAGUCGAGAAAGACAGGACUGAGUCGACAGUUCCAGUAGAUGGAGAAGACAAGGCCAGAGACACAAGAGCAGAGAAGCCGAUGCGAGUUAAACGAUAG
Cladophialophora yegresii CBS 114405 is the source of this 1722-nucleotide messenger RNA. RefSeq lists its product as uncharacterized. Gene Ontology annotation, biological process: transmembrane transport. The record is from RefSeq and is a predicted model, not a curated record. NCBI's taxonomy places the organism in Eukaryota, Fungi, Ascomycota, Eurotiomycetes, Chaetothyriales, Herpotrichiellaceae. The transcript has a single exon. Gene Ontology annotation, molecular function: transmembrane transporter activity. Bases 1 to 1722 code for a protein of 573 amino acids.